UGGAUGGAGACGGUGUUGUUUUGAAUUGAAUCGAGUUUAUCUCUCGCGUGUUCAUAUUUUACUUUUUGUAUGUAAAUGUGCAUUGCAUUGAAUAACCAUGGCAGACGAAAGUGCAUUUGAUAAAAAGAAAGCUCAUCGAGCAAAGCUUGCUGGACGGAAAGCCGAGAAGAAGAAAAAGAAAAAUCAGAUAGACCAGUCUAACCUAAGCGCACGACAGCGAAAUCCUAAGGCAUUUGCGAUUCAGUCCGCCGUACGUGCUGAGAGACAGUUUCGACGUCGAGAAGAUGUUAUUGCGAAGAAACAGCAUAUUCCACAAGUGGAUAAAACGCCUCUGGAGCCGCCACCAAUCGUCGUGGCCAUCGUAGGGCCUCCACGCGUUGGCAAGACAACUCUCAUCAACAACCUGAUCAAAAGCUUUAUCAAAACCAACGUGACGAGCACCAACGGCCCCAUUACUAUCGUGACAUCGAAGAAGCGCCGGCUCACGCUCAUAGAGUGCAAUAAUGAUAUAAAUUCCAUGAUAGACAUCGCCAAAUGUGCAGAUCUUGUCUUAUUACUGUGUGACGCUAGUUUUGGCUUCGAAAUGGAGAUAUUCGAGUUCUUAAAUAUCUGUCAAGUUCACGGAAUGCCUAAAAUCAUGGGAGUGUUAACGCAUCUGGAUAUGAUAAAGAAUGCAAAGACAUUAAAAAUGACAAAGAAAACAUUAAAACAUAGAUUUUGGACUGAAGUGUACCCUGGUGCUAAGUUGUUCUACCUUUCCGGUAUAGUCCAUGGAGAGUAUUUGAGGAAUGAGAUCAAGAAUUUAUCCAGAUUCAUAUCAGUUAUGAAGUUCCGGCCUUUAAGUUGGCGGUCGACCCAUGCAUAUGUGCUGGGUGACAGGAUGGAAGACAUCACAAGCCAGGAGUUGAUCCGAAGAGAUGCAAAAGUGAACCGCGAUGUAGUGCUGUAUGGAUAUGUGCGAGGUGUGCCCCUCAUGAAGGAGUCUAUGGUCCACAUUGCAGGUGUUGGUGAUAUGAAAAUAAGUGAAUUAUCAUAUCUGCCAGACCCAUGUCCUUUACCCAGCAGUGAGAAAAAGAGACACUUAAUGGAAAGAGAAAGACAAAUAUAUGCUCCAUUUUCAGGAGUGGGAGGCAUUGUUUACGACAAAGAUGCAGUGUAUAUUGAAUUGAAAGGGUCCCAUUCUCACAAACAUGAAGAUGAAGAGACAAAUGAGAAGAAAGCUUUAUUAAAAAAUGUUGUGGAAACUAAAGAGACAAUUGAUGAGCAAAUGCAGGAGUCAGGGUUUCAAUUAUUCAAAGGAGGAGCUGUCAUUUAUCCAGAUAUGGUGAAAGAUGAUGAGUAUUUGCAACCAAAUAAGAACACUCAACUAGAUAAUGCUGAGGGUUCUGAUGAGUCAGAUUCAGAAGACAAUGAUUCAGAUUCAGAUAAUGAUAGCGGUAUAGAUCAGAAUGAAAAAGAAUCAGAAAAUCCUAAACUUCCAUGGGACAAUGAUAAUUCUGAUGCAGAAGGCCAGGACAAAUCAGAUGACAGUGAAGAAGAGUCAGAUAAUGAUGGAGGUUUUGGAAUGAAGUGGAAGGAAAAAUUAGGAGAAAAAGCAACUGAGGCAUACUUUGAAAGGCAAAAAACAUCUAAGAAUAUAAUGAAGCUUGUCUAUGGUGAAUUUGAAAUUGGGAAUAAAACCAAGGCACAGAAUGAAGAAUCCGAGGACGAUGAUGAAGAAGUAGGAGAGUUUCUACAAAAGGUUACUUCUUCACAGAAGAAAAAGCACAAAGAAAAAGAAAGGCUAGAUGUUGAAGAGUGUUCUUUUUUCUAUGCUCUCGAUAAGCCAAAUCUCAGAGACUGGACUAUUGAAGACAAUAAACAGUAUUUGAUUAAUUGCUUUGUAACAGGUAAGAGAUCAGCUGAUGAAGAUGCAUCAGAACUAUUGAAAUUAGAUGAUGCAAGUGAUGGGGACGAUGAGGAGCUUUUUGGUGAUUUUGAGGACUUGGAAACUGGUGAAAAACAUAUGGCUGAAGAGGAUUCAGAAUGCAAAGAAAAAUCUGGAGAAAAACGAAAGGCAGAACCAACUAAAUCUGAAAUCCUCGACAAAAAGAUGAAAUUAAAAGCAAAAUUUGAUGCAGAAUAUGACAACCCUGAAGAUCAUAGGAUUAAAGGAGACCAUUCUUAUUAUGAAAAUUUGAAAGCAGAAGCCUUAAAACAAUCGGAAUUAAACAAAUCCGUUUUUGAAAACUUGGAUAAUGGUCUUAGAAUUGAAGUUGAAGGGUUUAGACCAGGUUUAUAUGUUAGAAUGUUGUUCAAGAACAUGCCAUCAGAAUUUGUAACAAAUUUUGAUUCAACUUAUCCAAUACUCAUUGGAGCUCUAAAUAUGGCUGAGCAAAACAUUGGUUUUGUUUCGUGCAAAGUUAAGAAACACAGAUGGUACAAAAAGAUCUUGAAGACUAAUGAUCCACUUAUUAUUUCACUAGGCUGGAGGAGAUUCCAAACUUUACCAAUCUACUCCAAAAUAGAAGACGAUUUGAAAUGUAGGUAUCUCAAAUAUACACCUGAACAUGUCACUUGUAAUAUGCAUUUUUAUGGUCCUGUUACUCCACAGAACACAGGUUUCCUCGCCUUACAAACUGUUAAUAACGAUCCUAAUGAAAUCAAACAGCUAGGUUUUAGAAUAGCAGCCACAGGUAGUGUUAACGAAAUAAAUAAAUCUACACAAAUUGUAAAGAAAUUGAAAUUAGUAGGCACACCAUUAAAGAUUUACAAAAAGACUGCUUUCAUCAAAGAUAUGUUCACAACUUCAUUAGAGGUGGCCAAAUUUGAAGGCGCAAGAAUAAAAACAGUUUCGGGAAUCAGAGGUCAGAUUAAGAAAGCAUUGAAUAAGCCUGAAGGGGCUUUCCGUGCUACUUUUGAAGAUAAAAUCUUGAUGAGCGACAUUGUGUUUUGCCGAACGUGGUUCAAGGUCGAUGUCACCAAAUUCUAUGCGCCAGUCGUGAAUCUUUUACUGCCAGUGGAAACGAAGAAUGCCUGGCAAGGAAUGAAGACUAAGGGCCAACUCAAGCGGGAAAAGAACAUUAAGAACGACGCAAAUACAGAUUCAAUGUACACAGAUGUAAACCGUCAGCCUAAAGUUUUCAAACCUCUGAUUAUACCAAAGACCUUACAGAAAGGUCUGCCUUAUAGAUUUAAACCUAAAAAUAAGACGACAACAUUAUCAGGGAAAAAUCCUAAAGACAAAUUCAAGGAUAGAGUAGCGGUUGUUAAGAGUCCUUACGAACAGAAGGUAACUAGUGUGAUGAAGAUGUUAAAGACGAAUUAUGAGAAGAAGAAAGAAGUUCAGAAGGAAGCCACAGCGGAGCGGCUGAAGGCUCACAAGAGACAGCAGGACGAAGAGGAAUGGAGGCGGAUAAAGCGGCAGAAAGAGUUGAAAAAGAAGAUUUGUAGACAAAUCAGUAAAAUGGGUAACAAGAAGAAACCGCAAAUGUGAUUAAAACAAAACAAUGAAAGUGCCUGGUGCCUGGUUGAUUAUGUUCAUGAAAUAUUUAAAAAUGAUUAAGUACUUAAGAGUUUUGUUCUUUUAAGGUGAUGAUAACAUGUUGAGCUAGAUUGAGAUUUAAGUAUUUAUAGUUUUUGAGUGUUAAAUGUUCUUAACUUAAUAUAAUAAUGUUUUGUUAAUGAUGAUAUGUAAA
Molecule: messenger RNA, 3677 nt
Organism: Amyelois transitella
Lineage: Eukaryota; Metazoa; Arthropoda; Insecta; Lepidoptera; Pyralidae
Product: ribosome biogenesis protein BMS1 homolog
Exons: 2
Coding region: 98-3475 (1125 amino acids)
Biological process (GO): maturation of SSU-rRNA from tricistronic rRNA transcript (SSU-rRNA, 5.8S rRNA, LSU-rRNA); endonucleolytic cleavage of tricistronic rRNA transcript (SSU-rRNA, 5.8S rRNA, LSU-rRNA); ribosome biogenesis
Cellular component (GO): nucleus; 90S preribosome
Molecular function (GO): GTPase activity; U3 snoRNA binding; GTP binding
Source: RefSeq, a predicted model, not a curated record